Molecule: messenger RNA, 3832 nt
Organism: Astyanax mexicanus (Mexican tetra)
Lineage: Eukaryota; Metazoa; Chordata; Actinopteri; Characiformes; Acestrorhamphidae
Gene: chrna1
Product: cholinergic receptor, nicotinic, alpha 1 (muscle)
Exons: 9
Coding region: 135-1520 (461 amino acids)
Biological process (GO): chemical synaptic transmission; signal transduction; monoatomic ion transmembrane transport
Cellular component (GO): neuron projection; synapse; postsynaptic membrane
Molecular function (GO): transmembrane signaling receptor activity; acetylcholine-gated monoatomic cation-selective channel activity
Source: RefSeq, a predicted model, not a curated record
AAGCCUCAGAAAAACUCAGGCUGGCUCUUCAUUCAGGUUGUGACCAUAAAGACGAAGUUAAAAUAAAUAAAUGAAACGAAUAGGAUUAAUUUAGAUUUAUUAUCUAAGCUUAGUUUAGUCUAACCAUCUGGAAGAUGAAGCCUUCAGUCAUCUCUCAUCUUCUGGUUGUGGGACUUCUGGCUCUGUUUGGUCCAAGUCCGGGUCUCUGCUCCUCUGAUGAGACGAAACUGGUGAAAGAUCUAUUUAAAGGCUAUAACAAGGUGGUUCGACCUGUGAGCCAUUUCAACGAGGCUGUGGUAGUGACUGUAGGACUGCAGCUUAUUCAGCUCAUCAGUGUGGAUGAAGUUAAUCAGAUUGUAACCAGCAACGUGCGCCUUAAACAGGAGUGGAAGGAUGUGAAUCUGCAGUGGAACCCAGACGACUAUGGGGGGAUCAGAAAGGUCCGGAUCCCUUCCACUGACAUUUGGAAACCAGAUUUAGUGCUUUAUAACAAUGCUGAUGGGGACUUUGCCAUUGUGCACGAGACUAAGGUUUUGCUGGAACAUACUGGGAAGAUCACAUGGAAUCCUCCAGCCAUCUUUAAAAGCUACUGCGAGAUCGUGGUGCUUCAUUUCCCGUUCGACCUGCAGAACUGCAGCAUGAAGCUCGGCACAUGGACCUAUGAUGGAAAGCUGGUCGUCAUUAACCCGGACAGUGAUCGUCCAGACCUCAGUAACUUCAUGGAGAGUGGUGAGUGGGUGAUGAAGGACUACAGGAGCUGGAAGCACUGGGUGUAUUACGCCUGCUGCCCCGACACGCCCUACCUGGACAUCACUUACCACUUCCUCAUGCUGAGACUGCCUCUCUACUUUAUCGUCAACGUCAUCAUCCCCUGCAUGCUCUUCUCUUUCCUUACCGGCCUCGUCUUCUACCUGCCCACUGACUCCGGUGAGAAGAUGACCCUCAGUAUCUCUGUCCUGCUGUCUCUGACUGUGUUCCUGCUGGUCAUUGUUGAGCUGAUCCCCUCCACCUCAAGUGCUGUUCCUCUCAUUGGAAAAUACAUGCUUUUUACCAUGAUUCUUGUCAUCGCCUCCAUCAUCAUCACUGUCAUCGUCAUCAACACACACCACCGCUCCCCCAGCACGCACACCAUGCCUUCCUGGGUCCGCAAGGUCUUUAUCGACACCAUCCCAAACCUCAUGUUUUUCUCCACCAUGAAGCGUCCGUCGCAAGAGCGAAAGGGGAACCGCUCCUACCCCCCAAAUAUUGAUAUUUCGGACAUCUCAGGCAAACCCACGCCCACUUCUGUCACCUACCAGACACCUAUCGUCAAAAACCCGGACGUGCGGAGUGCCAUUGAGGGCAUUAAAUACAUUGCUGAAACCAUGAGGGAUGAUGAAGAGUCAAACAAUGCUGCCGAGGAGUGGAAGUUCGUGGCCAUGGUGCUGGAUCACAUUCUGCUGUGUGUGUUCAUGGCUGUGUGCAUCAUAGGCACUGUGGGGGUGUUCGCCGGCCGUCUAAUCGAGCUCAACAUGCUCUGAGCAGUGGAGGCCCAAGUGAAGCCUGGGGCUGGAGUCUGACACUUAGCCCCAUCACACUGCUCCCUGCUGGGCUGCGGCGGACGAGCGGGAAGUCUCGGAUGCUCAAGGGCCAGUGGAACUUAUUCGAUGGCUGACCAAAUCACAAGCAGACGCACCAAAGACAUAUGAAUGACAUAGUUUUCUUUCACUAACACAAUGACACCUUACACCACCUUUUCAUAUAGAGCUCAAAAGCAGACAUAAAACCAUUUUUCAUUAACAGAAUACACCCUGUAAUUAUAGAACUACAAAGUGUUCCGUAUGAGCAGUGGAGCUAAAAAUGGAUAAUAGGUGUAGAAACAAAGAGGUGGUCAUAAUGUUAUGCUGGAUUGAAGAAUAUUGUGAAACGUCAAACCAAAUACAGUGCAGCCCAAGUAUUUAUACAGACUUAGUAUGCUAGUUCAUAUUUAUCUGCAGCAUAUUUAUUUGCAGCUCUUGCGGUUGGUGUGUGUAAUCACAGCAUGUCGUUCACUGGCCAUUUCUCUGUGAGCAGAGACAUAAAAGGCACGUGUGGUUGGCUCAGGCACAUAAAUAUGUGCUUCAGAGUGUGUUUGUACUGUGUGUGUCAGAGUGCUUUUAGAUUUUAGGUUAGGUGUUAGUAGAUAGCCUAUUACUUUUCAAAAUAAGAGUGCUUAAAAAUGUUUCUUGUGAUAGAAGUGGUUUCUCUAGUCUAAGGCAUUGCACAAAGAACCAGUAGAAGGACCUUUAUUUUGAAGAAUGUAUUUGACAAGUUUGUUUGUACAGUUUAGUUAGGAUAUGCUAUGUGUUUGUAAAAAUGGCUACAGAUACAGUAGGAAUGUCACAAUAAUGAAAUCUUUGAGUUGAAUAAACUUUUUAGUCUAUUCUAAUUGUAAUUCCAAAAUUUCUUAAUAAUCAAACGUUCAUCGCCAUAAAAAGGGUAUAAUUUAAUUAAUAAUCAUAUUAUAUCAGUGACAAUAUGGUCUUAUAAAUAACAAGAAUAUUGUUUAUCACAAUAAUUUGUGGGACACUUUAUCAUCUAAACAAAAGUAGUUAUCAUGACAGACCUAAUUACACAGCUCACCUUUUAUUCUUUACACAGUCACUGCUACUUAAGGUCCUGAUUAGUUUUUUAUGCAUCUUGAAUGACCCAUUUUAAGAACAUGGCCUUUAAAGGCAACACAAUGUAUCAUAUGUUAAUCAUUAUCUUGAUACUGGCCCUCACAAUAUAUCAUCACUGCUGUGAAAAUGCCUUGAAUUUGUAUUUGUAUUUAUUUAUUUAUUUAGAAGGGGACAGUGCAUUUUCAUAAAACACAUGAUUAUACAUAGUUAAAAAAAGCCAGAAUUAGCCAGAAGGCUAGUUUUCAUCUGUAGUAAACAAUUUUUACAUUGUUCUUUCUUAAAGUUUUAAAUAUCAUAAUUAGAAUGUGAUUUGUGUUCAAGUUGCCAUUGAUGCAGCAAAAAUAGUGGCAGUACUUUAAAUUGUGUCCAAUUUCACCAAUUAAAAUGGACCAAUAGAAAUGCUCCAGAAUGACUUGGAAUAAAGUUGUUUUACAUUGACUUCCACCUGUUUUCCAAACAGGGUGUUUUUUGACAGUAAUGAAACAUUGGUAUCUGUAUUUUAUGUGUUGAUGAUGAAUACUUUAAAUAAAACGAGUUUACAGCAAAAAAAAUGACACUGACAUCUCUAACUCCAGGGGCUUGUCUCACUAAAAAAUAGUAAACACGACAGAACGGCAUCACUCAUAGCUACGAUAUUUCCAACACAACCUGAAGGCAGCAUUAGUGAUUAGUUAGCAGCAUGCCCAUGCUGGUGGAUGACAUUGAUCAUGCUAGUCAUGCGGGUGGGCUGAUCUGUUUCAGUUCACAGUUGAUCAUGCUGGUAGAUAAUCUAAAUCAUCACACUCAACAAAAGCACACCCUGUGCAGGCCAGGAACUAAGCUGGUUAACCAUCUUAACCAGUUUUACCAGCUUGAGCUUUUUUUCUCAGCAGGAUUGUUAGUCUUUGUGCACAGCGGUUUUUAACACAACUGUUAUUUUGUAAUUAAUCAGUGUGUAGCUGUCAUGAUGGUGUAAAUAUCAGUCCUCUACGGUAGUUUAUUGUUUUUUGCGUGUAUUUUUAUAUGAACUAAUCUCUGUUUUGAUCAGUGAGAGCACUCCGGUCCAGUUGAACAGGGCAGUGGAGAGAUUUCAGACAUGUUUGUGAGUCUGCACACUCAUGACAGCCUGGAAUUUUCCACUUUCUUAAGCUCUUACUGUUCGUACAAACAUUGUUUAACCCUUUUUAAAGCCAUCAAUAAAAAUGUUAAUGAUG